UUAGAAGUCCUUUUCCGGUUACCAUAACCAAAUAGACAUGAAGGAAUUGCACACCAGUCAGAGUGUGAAGAUCCCUAAGGGAGUGACAUGCAGUGUGAGGGCCAGGAAAGUGAUCAUUAAAGGACCACGAGGAACCUUAACUAAGACCUUCCGUCACCUGGCUGUGGACAUCUCCAUGGUUAGCAAGAACACCGUCAUGGUAGAGAAAUGGUUUGGCAAACACAAGGAGUUGGCAGCAGUCAGGACUGUGUGCAGUCACAUUGAAAACAUGAUCAAGGGGGUCACAAAGGGCUUUCUAUACAAAAUGAGGUCAGUGUAUGCCCAUUUCCCCAUCAACUGUGCAGUUCAAGAAGGUGGUCAUGCAGUAGAGAUCAGGAAUUUCUUGGGAGAGAAAUUUGUGCGAAGGGUGGACAUGUUGACUGGAGUGUCUAUCAAGGCUUCCACUCAAAAAGAUGAGUUCAUCCUGGAAGGCAAUGAUAUAGAGGCUGUUUCUAAUUCAGCUGCCUUGAUUCAACAGUCAACAACUGUAAAGAACAAGGAUAUCAGAAAAUUCCUGGACGGUAUUUAUGUUUCAGAGAAGACUACAGUGGUUGCUGAAUAAUUAAAUGAACUGCACAAAAAUAAAGUUAAAAAAAACAAA
This is a messenger RNA of Saccostrea cuccullata (small rock oyster), 640 nucleotides long. Its product is annotated as large ribosomal subunit protein uL6-like. Gene Ontology annotation, biological process: cytoplasmic translation. Bases 38 to 601 code for a protein of 187 amino acids. Lineage: Eukaryota; Metazoa; Mollusca; Bivalvia; Ostreida; Ostreidae. Gene Ontology annotation, molecular function: structural constituent of ribosome; rRNA binding. The record is from RefSeq and is a predicted model, not a curated record. The transcript has 5 exons. Gene Ontology annotation, cellular component: ribosome; cytosolic large ribosomal subunit.